AUGCAUUUGCGAACGAAUACGUAUUUGUAAAAUUUGUGAUUACUUCGUAAAUAAACACAAUGUCGCGUUUUUUACUAUUAAAUUUUAAAGAUUUUGGUCUCAACCAAGAUAUAACACAGACGAUUCAGUCACAAACGCUUGCCUGUAUAUGUUGUUUGGAUUCGAAUGUACCUCUUAUCAACUUGUCGACUUGUAAACAUGAAAUAUAUUUGCAAAAUUUCUACAAAACUGUGGCUGAACCAACUAAGAAAGUGGUGUGUUUGGAGUGCCACAAUGUCCUGAAGAUGAUAGAAACUUUCCGGCAGCAGGUGGUGAACAGCUUCCAGAGAUUGACUGAGGAAGUAACUUCUAAACCACCUCAAAACUAUAACAAACUUAAUAAAAACAAGUACAAAUUAACAGAAAAGAAAACAGUGAACAUCUACCUGCCACCAGCAAAGUACACGGCCGAGAAAUGGCAACCCCAGCCACAGAUAAACAAAAUUGUGAAGAAAGAGGUCGAGUCUGCGGAGCCUGCGUUGCCAGUGGUGAAAAUUAAGGCUGAGCCGGUUGAGAGUGAGAGAGAAAAGGUUGAGAUAGAAAUAGUUCCUGUGAAAAAGCGAGAGGAAGCUAAAGGUACAAAGUUGCUGGAGAAGGCUAAAAAGAACCCAGCGGUCCGGACGGUGACUCUGACCAAGGAAGAGCUGGUGCUGGAGCGGCUGAAACUAGCUCAGUCCCCGGCCUACUUGAAGCUGCCUUACCGCUGCGAAAGCUGCGUCGUUGGAUUCAACUACGAGGAAAAUAUACAGGACCAUAUGAAGAGGAAACAUGGACCGAAGGUGGGCAGCGUGACGUGCGACGUGUGCCUGGCCGUGCUGCACCCGCCGGGCAGCCUCGCCGCACACAUGUUCCGACACCUCACCAGGUACGCGUGCGUGAAGUGCGACGCGCGCUACCCGAGCUACGACGACACGCUGCACCACUACAAGAAGCAGCACGGCGGCGACUGUCUGCGCUGCGCCGAGUGCCACUACACCACCGAUAGUGAAGUGCGACGCGCGCUACCCGAGCUACGACGACACGCUGCACCACUACAAGAAGCAACACGGCGGCGACUGUCUGCGCUGCGCCGAGUGCCACUACACCACCGAGUGAGUUGUUUCACAGUAGUGAAGUGCGACGCGCGCUACCCGAGCUACGACGACACGCUGCACCACUACAAGAAGCAGCACGGCGGCGACUUAGUGAAGUGCGACGCGCGCUACCCGAGCUACGACGACACGCUGCACCACUACAAGAAGCAGCACGGCGGCGACUGUCUGCGCUGCGCCGAGUGCCACUACACCACCGAGUCCCCGCAGAAGUUCAGGAAGCACAAGCGGCUGCACCACAAGCGGUUCACUUGUGCCGACUGUGGCGUGGUGCUUGCCACGCGGCCCAGCCUCACCCGGCACAUGGCCGUGUUGCACAACAAGCGUCUGUACCGCUGCGUGCACUGCUCGCUGACGUUGACGGACGGCGGCGCGUUCGCGUCGCACAUGCGCGCGCACGGCGCGGCGGCGGCGCGCGCGGCGUGCGCGCCGUGCGGGGUGCAGUUCAAGGCCUGGCACGCCUACAACGCGCACCACCUCUACAGCACCGCGCAUCGGAACACUAACAAGAUAACAUGCACCCACUGCGGCAUGAAGUUCGCGACGGCGACGCACCUGCGCAUGCACGUGCAGUUCAGCGACCACCCCAAACAGACCUUCCACUGCCCAGACUGCCCCAAGGAGUUUGCCGUAGAAGCGGAGAUGAGACAGCACCGCAACAUACACAAGAAGCAGAGGCUGCGUUCCACCGAUAGGAUCUGCGACUACUGCGGACGCGUCUACACUAGUCGGGAGCACCUGAUCCGCCACAUCCAGACGCACCUGCUGAAGCGGCAGAAGGCCAAGGAGCGGGCCAAGUCGACCGCCAGGCCCCACAAGCCGAAAUAA
Cydia amplana is the source of this 1958-nucleotide messenger RNA. RefSeq names its product zinc finger protein 665-like. The record is from RefSeq and is a predicted model, not a curated record. Gene Ontology annotation, cellular component: nucleus. The transcript is spliced from 13 exons. Gene Ontology annotation, biological process: regulation of gene expression. Lineage: Eukaryota; Metazoa; Arthropoda; Insecta; Lepidoptera; Tortricidae. Bases 60 to 1958 code for a protein of 632 amino acids.